Molecule: messenger RNA, 1158 nt
Organism: Rhipicephalus microplus (southern cattle tick)
Lineage: Eukaryota; Metazoa; Arthropoda; Arachnida; Ixodida; Ixodidae
Product: high-affinity choline transporter 1-like
Biological process (GO): choline transport; acetylcholine biosynthetic process; transmembrane transport
Cellular component (GO): plasma membrane
Molecular function (GO): choline:sodium symporter activity
Source: RefSeq, a predicted model, not a curated record
AUGGAGCAUGACUUCACUAUCGCCGGCUAUCCGCAUUCGUACCAGCUGAACGACGUGGACAGCCCGCGGGUGCUGCCUUUCACAAUCGUGUAUCUGACUUCGGGCAUGACCGCCAUUUUCGGCCUAGUCAGCAUCGCUGCAGCCGUCAUGUCUUCUGCCGACUCCUCCAUGCUCAGCGCCUCCACAAUGAUCACCAGGAACGUCUACCAAGCGCUUAUACGGCCAGCAGCCACGGAAAUGGAGGUUGUGAUCACGCUGCGCAUCAUGAUCUGCGCCUUGGGCUCGCUGUCCGUCUACAUGGCACUCUCGGUGAACUCUGUGUUUGACCUGUGGACACUGUGCUCGGACAUCGUCUACGUCCUGCUCUUCCCGCAGCUCCUGUGCGUGUUUUACUUCAAGGAGACCAACGCGUACGGCUCAGUCCUGGCAUUCAUCGUGGGCGGUGUGUUCCGGUGCCUGUGCGGCGAGCCCUCCAUGAACAUACCCGUCCUGGUGCGCCUGCCCCUGUACGACCCCGUGGCGGGCCAGCGGUUCCCGUUCCGCCUGCUAUGCAUGGCACUCGGGCUGUGCACGCUCCUGCUCGGCUCGUUCGCGGCCACCACGGUCUUCCGUCGUGGCCUGCUGCCCGAGCACUUCGACGUGUUCCACUGCUUCGUCAAGCGGCCGCCGAUGUCGCAGCUACGGGUCGACCAAACCACGGGGACAUGCAUGGCGGGAAUCGAUCACACGGCCACGGCGCAACACGCCGUCUCUCGUCGCGGCUCCACCACGGACGUCGCGGUCACCGAGAAGGAGGUCCCCUUGGGGAUUUCAAAGGACGACCACAAGUCGUCUCUUGUCGUGCCUUUCCAAGCCAGGGAUGACGGUGGCGGCGGCCACACCAAUAGGCAAUCCUGCUUGGCCCCGCACAAGAGGCGAUCGGACGAGUCAGAAGUGCAUAGGAACGCGCGCUUGGUCGCCUCGGGGUUCACCGGAGCAAUCGUGCCGUCGUCCAGGGUGCUGGAAACGUCGCCAGCGGAGGACGCCAUGGCCGAGCGGAAGACGUUGCACAAAACAUCUAUGUCUGGCGGCGCCAAAGGCGGAUGUAAAGCGACACACAAGAAGUCCGUGGCCGGCGGAUCCGAAGGCUUGACGGACGGAGGUGUCUCGCGCCUCUGA